GGUAUGUUAGUCGAUGUUGAUUAAUACAGUAGUUUACGAGCCUUUAGAGCAUUCAGAACUUAACAUUAAUAGUAUUUAGACCUGAUUCUUGAUAGCAUGUUAAAAUAUCAAUUUGGUUAGAAAAUUGGAGAGGGCACUUUUGCAUAAGUCUAUAUUGGAGCAUGCAAUAAUGAAUAAGUAUAUUCAUAAUUAAUUAACUUCAGGUAGCCAUCAAAGUACUCCAGAAGGAUUCUUUAAAGACUGAACGAGACAAAUUUAGAGUCAAUAAGGAAAUUGAAUUACUAAACAAGGUUAAUCAUCCAAAUAUUGUUAAAAUGAAGGAAGUAAGCAAUCAAAUUGAGAAUGUAGAUUCUAGAAGAUGAAAAUUGCAUAUAUUUGAUUACUGAGUACGUUUCUGGUGGCGAAUUGUUUAAUUAUAUUGUGCAAAAAAAAAGGUUAUUUUUUAUCCUAUUGUAGACUCACAGAUAGAGAAUCAAGGCAUAUCUUCAGAUAAAUCAUAAAUUCCAUUAGUUAUCUACAUACUUUAGGCAUUAUUCACAGGGAUCUUAAACCAGAAAAUAUUCUAAUGAGGGAUGAUAACGAUAUUUGUUUAAUCGAUUUUGGAUUGUCAAUGGAAGUCACUACAGGAUAGCUAUUAGUAACACCUUGUGGAAGUCCAUGUUAUGCUGCCCCUGAAAUGUUAGAAGGUUUAAACUAUGAUGGUACAAAAACAGAUAUUUGGAGUUGUGGUGUCAUUCUUUAUGCCAUGCUAUGUGGUUAUUUACCUUUCGAUGAAGAAAAUACAGAAGUAAUCUUAUCUCCUAAUAUAUUUAAGGAUUUGUAUGAAAAGAUAAAAGAAUGUUAAUAUACAAUUCCAAAUUCAUUACACUAAGAUGCUAAAGAUCUCAUAAAGAAGAUAUUAGUUUUUGAAGAUUAGAGGAUUAGCAUAGAAUAGAUAAAAAAUCAUCCAUUUUUCAAAAUUAAUAAUGAAGAGAUAAGUAAUCAUGAAUUAUCAAUUGAAUAAAUUGAGUAGUCUUCAGAACUUUAAGAAGAUCUAGAAGAUUAAAAUGAUUAAGCUUCAUUCAUUUAAUCAUAACAUUAAGAAGAAGAUACAGAACAAUAUAUUCAACCAAUUUCAGAAAUAUAAAAUAGACCAAGAGGACAUACUUUAAAACGAGAAUCUAUCAUGAAUGAAUUAGAAAUUAAUACUAAUACUAUCCAACCAAAAAAUUAAUUUGAACUUCCAAUUCAAAACAAUAUGAAAAAAAAUCUUAAGACUAUUGAAGAAGCGUUUUAGAUUAUUCAAGAAUCUUCAAGAUAUAAGGAUAGAAAAAUGAUAGAAGAUCAAUCAUAAUCCUAAAUUUAAUUGCCAUAUAAACCAGCUAUGAAAAUCAACACAAAUAAACCAUAUUCUAAAAUUAAGUACGUACAAACUAUUAGAUAUCGUGAAUGAUGUGUUUGUUAUCAAUAUNUUAAAGACUGAACGAGACAAAUUUAGAGUCAAUAAGGAAAUUGAAUUACUAAACAAGGUUAAUCAUCCAAAUAUUGUUAAAAUGAAGGAAGUAAGCAAUCAAAUUGAGAAUGUAGAUUCUAGAAGAUGAAAAUUGCAUAUAUUUGAUUACUGAGUACGUUUCUGGUGGCGAAUUGUUUAAUUAUAUUGUGCAAAAAAAAAGGUUAUUUUUUAUCCUAUUGUAGACUCACAGAUAGAGAAUCAAGGCAUAUCUUCAGAUAAAUCAUAAAUUCCAUUAGUUAUCUACAUACUUUAGGCAUUAUUCACAGGGAUCUUAAACCAGAAAAUAUUCUAAUGAGGGAUGAUAACGAUAUUUGUUUAAUCGAUUUUGGAUUGUCAAUGGAAGUCACUACAGGAUAGCUAUUAGUAACACCUUGUGGAAGUCCAUGUUAUGCUGCCCCUGAAAUGUUAGAAGGUUUAAACUAUGAUGGUACAAAAACAGAUAUUUGGAGUUGUGGUGUCAUUCUUUAUGCCAUGCUAUGUGGUUAUUUACCUUUCGAUGAAGAAAAUACAGAAGUAAUCUUAUCUCCUAAUAUAUUUAAGGAUUUGUAUGAAAAGAUAAAAGAAUGUUAAUAUACAAUUCCAAAUUCAUUACACUAAGAUGCUAAAGAUCUCAUAAAGAAGAUAUUAGUUUUUGAAGAUUAGAGGAUUAGCAUAGAAUAGAUAAAAAAUCAUCCAUUUUUCAAAAUUAAUAAUGAAGAGAUAAGUAAUCAUGAAUUAUCAAUUGAAUAAAUUGAGUAGUCUUCAGAACUUUAAGAAGAUCUAGAAGAUUAAAAUGAUUAAGCUUCAUUCAUUUAAUCAUAACAUUAAGAAGAAGAUACAGAACAAUAUAUUCAACCAAUUUCAGAAAUAUAAAAUAGACCAAGAGGACAUACUUUAAAACGAGAAUCUAUCAUGAAUGAAUUAGAAAUUAAUACUAAUACUAUCCAACCAAAAAAUUAAUUUGAACUUCCAAUUCAAAACAAUAUGAAAAAAAAUCUUAAGACUAUUGAAGAAGCGUUUUAGAUUAUUCAAGAAUCUUCAAGAUAUAAGGAUAGAAAAAUGAUAGAAGAUCAAUCAUAAUCCUAAAUUUAAUUGCCAUAUAAACCAGCUAUGAAAAUCAACACAAAUAAACCAUAUUCUAAAAUUAAGUACGUACAAACUAUUAGAUAUCGUGAAUGA
Molecule: messenger RNA, 2650 nt
Organism: Paramecium sonneborni
Lineage: Eukaryota; Ciliophora; Oligohymenophorea; Peniculida; Parameciidae
Source: the annotation of a GenBank genome assembly